UUUGGUAAAUGUCAGAUAACUGGGACAGAUUUGAAUCAAUAGAAGUGAUUGUUUGUGGUGUCUCAGGCAGUGGGCAGAUCCAGCUGUGGCAGUUCCUCCUGGAGCUCCUGUCCGACAGCACCAACGUCUCGUGCAUCGCCUGGGAGGGCACCAACGGCGAGUUCAAGCUCAUCGACCCGGACGAGGUGGCCCGGCGCUGGGGCGAGCGCAAAAGCAAGCCCAACAUGAACUACGACAAGCUGAGCCGCGCGCUGCGCUACUACUACGACAAGAACAUCAUGACCAAAGUCCACGGCAAGAGAUACGCGUACAAGUUUGAUUUCCACGGCCUGGCGCAGGUGUGCCAGCCGUCCACCACCGAGCAGGCCAUCUACAAGUUCCAGGGGAACUUCUCCCCGAUCCCGUUCACUGGUUUCUCCAAACUGAAUCUGAUGACGCCCGGCGUGGGGCCUUCGGGGUUCCCGUACUGGCCCGGUUCCCCUCCCGCUGCUCUGUAUCACAGCCACAACCUGCAGCCUCCUGGGCCCAUUGGCACAGUGUCUCCAUCCCACAUCAGCUGCGUCAACAACAUCAACAGUCUGAGCAACAUCAGUACCCACUACAACUGACUCUCACUGAGGACUGAAGGAGGCGGUUAAGUGUCCACACAGGUCGGCUUUGACAGAUUAAAUAUUUCUUGAUUUGACUCCCCUCAUUGGCACUUCCUGGCUAAAGGAUGCGCAACACUUUAGUGUUAGGGAAAAMAAUAUAAUAUGGUCGUGAAAUUGUGAAAUAUGUUCCCCACAAUUAACCAGUGCAGUAACCUGCUACUGAAAUACUGAAUACAAGCAGGAUCUGCAAAAUAAAGUAGAAAACAUUUAGAUAAAUUGUAUUUCGCUGAGAUGCAUUUUGUGUCCAGAAUUAUUCUUUUUAAACGCACCAAAAGGUCGGAUUUUACGCACAGUGGAUAGAAUCCUUUACGCGCGAUAUUUUGCAAAUUACAUAAAUCCGGAGACCUCCCAAAAUAUAGAUUUCUUAAUUUUAGCAACAGUUUGAAGAACUCAAUUAGAAAAAUAAAGAAACACUUUAAACGGGGGACUUGAGGGAGGAAAACAAAGAGCGUACAUUAAAACAAAAUCAAACAAAACAAAGAAAAUGUCAACAUAAAAUAAUCAAAGACACGUUUCUAUCAGCUAAAAAUCUGAUUUWCUGUUUCUGUUCGUCCAUCACUGCAGUUUUAUUUUUAAUAUCCGACUGGAUUUUUGUGUUUAGGAGCGAAUCAACCAAUUAUUAGUGGAUCUCUGGCGCCAUCUCGUGGUUGAAAACUGGUAUGUCCUUCUUGUGUGAUAUACAGCAUUGACAGUUGAUUAUUUGCAUUGGCAUAAAAUGCAUCAGAUCAAACUUCACCUAGAUUUAUACACAGUAACAAUAAAUUUGGUUCAGAAACAGAGUUUUAUGUUAAAUAGGCUGAACAGUGACAAACUGAUGAACUCUGUAAAUACAGUAGGUUUUGGUGCAGACAGACUCAUUGUGCUGCUUUUUUAAUGAUUUCAUUGCAAAUUAACUGACUGAUUAAUUUAGCUUCAUAUUGUGGCUUCAACGAGUGUUCCAAUGGAGAAAAAUCAAGUCAAUAAAAUUACAUUUAUAAAUA
Molecule: messenger RNA, 1630 nt
Organism: Austrofundulus limnaeus
Lineage: Eukaryota; Metazoa; Chordata; Actinopteri; Cyprinodontiformes; Rivulidae
Gene: fev
Product: FEV transcription factor, ETS family member
Exons: 1
Coding region: 9-608 (199 amino acids)
Biological process (GO): cell differentiation; regulation of transcription by RNA polymerase II
Cellular component (GO): nucleus
Molecular function (GO): DNA-binding transcription factor activity, RNA polymerase II-specific; sequence-specific DNA binding
Source: RefSeq, a predicted model, not a curated record